AGAGAGGCGGGAAAUUCUUUUCAGCACCAGUGUUGAGUUAUAGAAACUACAACUACCAAAGGGCCAUGGGCUUCUAGGCAGUUUUUCGUUUCCGUCGAGCUGUCCGUCGAGCUACUUCUGAGAGGUCAACUUGACUGGCCCAGGUCACUGUCCGAUUCAGCUGGUGACGAGAUGGGGGUCAACCAGUCCGUGGGCUUUCCACCUACCUCGGGACCCCACCGCGUGGGCUGCGGGGAUGUGAUGGAGGGCCAGAGUCCCCAGGGGAGCUUCUUCCGACUCUUCUACCCCUGCCAGGAGGCAGAGGAGACCGCAGAGCAGCCCCUGUGGAUUCCCCGCUACGAGUACUGCACUGGCCUGGCUGAUUACCUGCAGUUCAAUAAGCGCUGGUGGGGCUUGCUCUUCAACCUGGCUGUGGGGUCUUGUCGCCUGCCUGUUAGCUGGAAUGGCCCCUUUAAGACAAAGGACUCUGGAUACCCCUUGAUCAUCUUCUCACAUGGCCUGGGAGCCUUCAGGACGCUGUAUUCAGCUUUCUGCAUGGAGCUGGCCUCCCGAGGCUUUGUGGUUGCCGCGGUAGAGCACAGGGAUGGGUCAGCUGCGACCACGUGUUUCUGCAAGCAGGUCCCAGAAGAGAACCAGACCGCUAAUGAGUUGUUGGAGGAGGAAUGGAUUCCCUACCGUCAAAUCAAGGAAGGGGAGAAGGAAUUUCAUGUUCGGAAUUGCCAGGUGCAUCAGCGGGUCAGCGAGUGUACGCGGGUGUUGAAGAUCCUACAAGAGGUCACUGCUGGGCAGACAGUCCUCAACGUCUUGCCUGGUGGGUUGGAUCUGAUGACCUUGAAGGGCAGCAUCGACAUGAGCUGCGUGGCUGUAAUGGGACAUUCGUUUGGAGGCACCACCGCUGUUCUGGCUUUGGCCAAGGAGACCCAGUUUCGGUGUGCCGUGGCUCUGGAUGCUUGGAUGUUUCCUCUGGAACGUGACUUCUACCCGAAGGCCCGGGGCCCUGUGUUCUUCAUCAAUGCUGAGAAAUUCCAGACCAUGGAGAGUGUCAACCUGAUGAAGAAGAUAUGUGCCCUACAUGACCAAUCCAAGAUCGUAACCGUCCUUGGUUCUGUUCAUCGGAGUCAAACUGACUUUGCCUUUGUGUCCGGGAACUGGAUUAGCAAACUCUUUUCCCCUCAAAGCCACGGGAGCUUGGACCCCUAUGAGGGCCAGGAGAUUGUGGUGCGGGCCAUGCUGGCCUUCCUGCAGAAGCACCUUGACCUGAAAGAGGACUACGACCAGUGGAACAACCUCAUCGAAGGCAUUGGACCAUCCCUCACCCCAGGGGCCCCACACCAUCUGUCCAGCCUUUAGGCACAACGGGCCAUCUGUAAAAGGUCACACAUGGGAGAGAAGCCGAACUGAAUUCCCAUCUGGGGUCUGCCCAUGUGGGGGUCUUCCUGUCAGGAAGUGGUCGACGUGGCUCAUCUUCACGGAUCGAAAGGGUAUCAUAACACUGCUGACUGGAUAACUGGGUACUUUGAUCUUGGACUAGUUGAUUUUAUAUUCAUGGUGGGGCUUGGAUCACUUACUGAUGGGCAUGCUGACUUUCUGGGGCCCGAGCCCUGGUGGUGAAGGGAAUGAGCCCUGGGGUGGGGCGGGGAGCACCCGAGCCCUCAGCCGAGCACUGUGAGCCCUGUUACCCCAGCGAGCGACGCCCGCACCUUGAGCCAGCGCGGCUUCUGCAGGGGAGAAAUGAAGCUGAAGGAUGGAUGGAGUGCAAGUGCCUACCUUCGGGACCGGCAGCCUGACCUGGCCCCCUCUCUCCAUACCUCUCAGCCUUCUCCCUCCCGGGGGCCACUUGGCGAGUUCUCGGCACUUGAGGUAACUUUCUCAGAUAUGGACCACUACCAGAUUUCCUGUUUAUUUUCAGGCCUUCUCAGUGUGUGGAACAUAGUCCUGGGCACUUGGUCUGGGCUAACAUGUCCUUGCGAGCCUGCGGAGGAAGGCAGACAGCAUUGUCCUCGAGGCACAGGGAGAAAGGCUGAGGCACCGAGUGGGGGGCGCAGACACUCUGAAUGUCUGGGAGUUUUGCCAAAAACGUAUCUUGACAGAAGUAGGUUGAGUUGGAGAAGAUAGAAUAACUGUUAAGUAGGCAUUUGAAUGGGCCCUUGCCACAGAGGGAGGUAGUUUGGUCAGCCAGAGUUCAGGCCCCCCCGCCCCCCACCAGGAGGCCCAGGAAUACUUCGGUCUCGCCUCUUCCCUCAGAUCUUGUGAGCCUCCAGCUUGCUCAGAAUCAGGGUGCUGGGAGCUGUCUGUUCUCUGGCUCUGAGGCCCUAGCCCAGGUUUAAGUCAACAUAUAGAUUGAAUUUUUAUUCUGUUCCAUUUAUAAUAUGAAUGAUAUUAAUACUCAUGUUUGCCUAAUGAUAUGUUGAAAUAUUCUCUGUUUAAUCUGCGUUAGAGCAAGAUGGGGAGCCAUCUGGUAGUAACUUUUCCUUCUGUCUUUCUUUGUUCACUUACUACUUGUGCCCAUGUGGAAAAAAACUUUAAAAGGAAAGGAAGUCUUCCCAGUGAUCUAGUUCAAAGCUGUCCGGGAGGACCGACCUGAAACACCCCUCUCCACCACUCUAGCCAUAUUGCCUCAGUUCAAGUAGAGGACCCCAGAGAAGGCAAGAUCAAAAGGGAAAUGUGUCUCCACACAGUAGGUCCAAGGUCAGCACCACCACCACAAGCUGGGGCUGGGUCUCCCACGUCUCAACAGUUGUGUUAAGAAGUGAAACUUCAGGUCCAUGGAGGCUGGGAACCUUGGGAGGACCCGUGACCCCAGCGAGACACAGGGUAAAGAGAAUGUCAUUAAAGCCCUGAGCGCUGGAGGUCUGCAGGCUGGCUUCAAGGUCUGGUUCGCCGUGACCACGCAACUUGGAGCGAGUUGCAUUCUCUUUCCAGUCUUGGCUCCUGCACUUCUAAGAGGGGGUCUGCAUCAUGAGUAGUUAGGAGGAUUGAGUGAGAGGGUGUGUAUGCAUAUGGAUUAUUUAAAAGUAUGCUUCCUACUUUCCAAAUAUGUAAGAUUUUUCCAGUUAUUUUAUAGCUCUUGUUUUUUAGCUUAAUUGCUUUUGGUCAGAGAAAAUGACCCGUAUGGUUUUCAUCCUGAAACUUGCUUGCUGGCCCAAUAUGAGGUCAAUUUUGUAAAUGUGCCUUAGAUGCUUGAAAAGACUAUAUUCUGAAGUUGCUGGCUUACUCAACAACAUGAUGGCUUUUCCUCUGUGAGCGUGCAGACAGAUAUGUAAUAGGGCCUUCCAGCCCGCACCCGAGGACCACGGCCCUCAGCACUCACAGAAGCAGUGGGUGCCACCCUCGCGCCUCUACUGGUUCCGCAGGUGCCAAGGUUCCGUCGGCUUUAGCUCGGAGCCCAGCUUCUUCUGCCUUAGACCCAUGCAUGAUGCAUGGGUAUUUUGUAAAGACUGGGAGCCUCCCUGGAGACAGAAGGUGUUUGGAAACUGGAUCUAUCACUCUUCCAAUUCAGUUCAUAUUCUGGCAGUGACUCAUUUAUCUGGCAACGUUAGAGCAGGUGAAUUUUCCCUAUAAUCAAAAGUUAUCCUUCGAGCAAAAAAAAAAAACAACUUUGACUCUUUUGAAUGAUAAUUUACCAAAAAAGAUAAUGCACACACUUCUUAAUGUGAACUGGCCUCACUUAACUUUUUAGGGUGUUUCAGUCAGGAUAGAGUAGAUUAUAUGGUAGUAACAAGCAGCCCUGAAAAGCAACAGAAGUUUCUUUCUUGCCCAUGCUGCUUGUCCUCUGUGGGUCACCUGGAUGCCCUGCUCUGUGUCAUUUUUAUCUUCACUUGGGGACUCGGGCUGGCCGAGCUGCCACAGUCUGGAAGUGCUGGGAGAGAGCAUGGGGAAGCUUUCUGCCCGCAGGUGGCAUUCAUUAUUUCCAUCCACAUUUCAUGACUGGCCAAAGCAAGUCACCUGGCCAUACCUAACAUCCCAUCGCAUCCCCAGAGAGCCAGAAUGUCUGUGACCUGGCCUAAGGUCAGAGCAGAGGCCCCUCUGGCCUGUGAAGCUGUGGAUAGCUGUUUGCACCUACGCUACACGGCCCCCAGCAGCUGUGCUCUUAGUCCUUUUGACUGCGUUUCAUAGUUCGCAUUGCCUCCCUCGGGGUCAGGCGGCCAGCCAUUACUCUUUAUAGCCUUUAGUGUGCCGGCCCUCAGCAGCUCUGCCCGUUCACUUCAGAGUUAUUGCUUCUGAUCAGCAGCAUAUGUACAACCGUCCAAAGUCAAGUCAGGUAGUUACUGAGAGAGGGCUUUAGGGACUCGCCUGCAGCUAAAACGCACUGCCCUUAGUGCUUAGGAAUGGUAACCCUUCCUUGGACUGCUCAGGAGGGGUAUAACAAGGGGUUUUGGCCCUUUGCCCUGAUUUUUGGUUAACUUCCAGGGACUCGAAAGACACCAGAUGAACGGCCUUUAGAUAGGCAAGACAAUCCUGAGUAUUAACUGUCAUCUGUUGAUAAACUGCACUGCAGUGAAUCCUUUUGAGGAGCAAAGGUGUCUUGGGUUUCUUUUGCAUCUUCUUGUUCCCAUCCCAUGAAAGAGCUGAACUCAUGGAGGCCUGCUAGUGGAAUGUUGUGAGCUUCCUGUGCAGGGAGUGGCGCUUCAGUUGGGGAGGGGGUGAGUGCAUACAGAUGGAGUGGGAGUCCUCAUCCCUCCCACGUCCUGGAAGCAUCAGGCUGAGGCUCCCAACACAGUCCCCAAGCCCCUUCCUACUGUGUGUCCUGACACAGCUGCCCUCUGCCCUUCCCCAAGAAGUCUGCUGGGCUCUUGAAAUGUCAGCUGAUGGGCUCCAACUGCAUGUGCUGGCCUGGUGGGGACCUUUAUCUGCCCCCUUCUUCUUCAGGGGCACCUAUUCCCCUGGGCCUGCAAAGUGACAGAGGGACAGGAGAGGCCAUACUCUGUACUCAGGACCCAACUCUUAUUAGGGAACUCACUUUCUGUCCCAUCACAGCCAGAUGCAAAGGCCACGUGUCCUUGGCCACAGCUGCUUGACAAAAUGACGACGAUGAUGAUGAUUGCUGUACUAACCAACAUUGAUUAGGCCCUUACUGCGUAUCAGGGACUGUGCUCAGUGCUCACAUGCUUCAUCUCAUUUGCUUUUUACCGUAACCCCGUGAGGUCAGGUGGUAUGAACCCCAUUUUGUGUAUGAGGAGGCAGGUUUAGAGAAGUAAUUUGAUCGAGUUCUCAUAGCAAGAUUUUGGCAAAGCUGGGAACUUUAGGUGUCAAAAUCUAAGCUUUUAGUCCCUGGGCCAUGCUGCCUAAUGCACAUACUUGGUUUUGCCCCUUCCUCUGUCUGUUUAAACUCUCAGGGUAUAAGGAAUAUAAUUUCAUGACAGAUGGAAUCAAGAAUGUCAAAUUCCCCAGCAGUUUCUAUAUGAAUUGUAUUGAGAGUCAGUGGUGUGUUUAGCACUACCGAGAAGUGAGUGGGAGAGAAUCGAGCCUCACCGAGGACUGUGGGUCAGGUGCUCUGUUGAUUUCACAGAUGAAGCAAGCAGUUCAGGGAUUAAGAACAUGGUCUUUGAAAUCAGACAACUCCAACACUAUUUUCCUUGUGACUUAUGCUAAUUAACUUAUGUGGGCUUCAAUGUGCUCAUUUGUAAAAUGGAAAUUCUAAUAGUAUUUACCUGUUAGAGUUCUAAUAAUUGAAAUAAUGCAUGUAAAGCAUUUAGCACAGUGUCUGUCCUAAGGGGUUAUUAAACAUGAACUGUUUUUACUAG
Messenger RNA from Phyllostomus discolor (pale spear-nosed bat), 5744 nucleotides. It is a transcript of the gene PAFAH2, whose product is annotated as platelet activating factor acetylhydrolase 2. NCBI's taxonomy places the organism in Eukaryota, Metazoa, Chordata, Mammalia, Chiroptera, Phyllostomidae. The record is from RefSeq and is a predicted model, not a curated record. Gene Ontology annotation, molecular function: 1-alkyl-2-acetylglycerophosphocholine esterase activity. The coding region runs from base 172 to 1350 and encodes 392 amino acids. The transcript is spliced from 11 exons.